Molecule: messenger RNA, 1074 nt
Organism: Sipha flava (yellow sugarcane aphid)
Lineage: Eukaryota; Metazoa; Arthropoda; Insecta; Hemiptera; Aphididae
Exons: 3
Coding region: 1-1068 (355 amino acids)
Source: RefSeq, a predicted model, not a curated record
AUGAGUGGAAAGGAAAGUGACAGGUGUUCGACGCCAGAAAAAACUAAGCGGAAACGAGGAGAAAGUUCCAAAACCUAUUCUCACAAAAAACAAAACUUUAGACAAGAAUGGUUAACAAAUAAAGAUUUUAGCAAUUGGUUGUUGCCAGUUAAUAAUAAUAAGUUAUUAGCUAAGUGUAAGUUAUGUAUUACAGAAAUGACUGCUGAAUUGAGUGUACUUAAAAAACAUGCUCAAACAAAAAAACACAAAAGUUCGAUGAGUUCCAUUGGUAGUAAACAAAAUUCGAUAAGUACAUUUUUAAAUAAUACAGAUCAAUUUAAGUUAGCAGAUCAAACUAAAAAAGCUGAAGUAUUACUUUGUAGUUUUAUAAGUGAACAUAAUUUACCAUUCAAUAUUAGCGAUCAUUUGGUAAAAACAUGUAAAGCAGCAUUCCCGGACUCAAAAAUUUGUUCAAAUGUAUCAUUGGCUCGUACAAAAUCAACAGCUCUUGUAUCUAAUGUUAUUGGACAUUAUUCUCUUGAAGAACUUGUUAAUGUUUUGCAAAACACAGUGUUUAGUGUGAUAAUUGAUGAAAGCACUGAUGUUGGCUGUGUGAAAACAAUGUGCAUAUGUGUAAAGUAUUUCGACAGUACAUCCAAUAUUUUCGAAACAAGAUUUUUCAAGCUCGUCCAGUUGUUUGAGGAUGUACAAAGUGCAGACAAAGGAGCUACUGGUCAAAAAAUAUUUGAUGAAGUUCUUAAAGCUUUCACACAUUCUAAAAUUUCGUUGGAUAAUUUAAUCGGAUUUGCUUCAGAUGGUUGCAACACUAUGUUUGGUGCAUCAAAUUCUGUAACAUCUAGACUAAAUGAAUUUUUGCCAGGGAUUUAUAUUCAGAAAUGUAUUUGCCACUCGCUCCAUUUAUGCGCCAGUGCUGCAUGCAAAGCUUUACCACGCACUUGUGAAGACCUUGCCAGGGACAUUUAUAAUUAUUUCAAAUCAAGCUGUAAAAGAGUAAGUCAAUUUAAGCAAUUUCAAGACUUUUGCAAUAUAUCACCUCACAAAAUGUUAAGACCAGCACAGACCCGAUGACUUUCA